Molecule: messenger RNA, 6091 nt
Organism: Penaeus monodon (black tiger shrimp)
Lineage: Eukaryota; Metazoa; Arthropoda; Malacostraca; Decapoda; Penaeidae
Product: zinc finger protein 431-like
Exons: 3
Coding region: 103-2253 (716 amino acids)
Source: RefSeq, a predicted model, not a curated record
GCAGUUUGUUUACAAGGUGCGAGGUCGGAGGAGGUCGUCUGCUUCCUCUCGACAUGACCUCCGUGAUAACACUUCCCUCAGAGUAGAAAAAUAUAGCCAAAGAUGGAUCAGUCUCCAGUGCCCCCGACUACCUGUUACUCAGUUGUGAAUGUACAAAAUUUUAGUGAAGAGAAUGGUACAGCGGAGAUUGUUUCCUCAAGUGAGAUAACCAUGAAGAUUGAGAACAUAUCUGAAGAGAAUCUCAUCCAAGAAUGUCUGGCCAUUGACGGCCUCGAAAAUGACGGCGAGCUCACAACUAUCAAGGAGGAUGUGGAGGACAGCGAUAAAUACAGCAAUGAAGAAAAUGUCGGCGAGGGCUCGGACAGUUCUCGGCGACUCUUAAGACGGAAAAAGGGGAAGAGACCAAGGAAGACCUAUGAAAAAAUACAGCGAUUAACCAGAAUUUACACAUGCGUGGACUGUCCUGAGACAUUUUCACGCCUCAGUCAGUUACGAGCUCAUUCUAGGGUACACACAGAAGAUCAGACUGAGAAAUAUGACUGUGAUCUGUGCGAGGAAGUCUUCGACAGGUUAAAGCGCUUGAUGUCCCACCGCAAAAAGCACCAUCGCGCAAGCCUGUCAUGCAAAAUGUGUUCCAGCAAAUUCACACAUUAUGCUAGCUACAGAAUACACAUGAGAGUCCAUAAAGGGGAGAAGCCUUACGUGUGCCAGGAGUGCGGUGCAGCUUUUGUUCAAAGUGGGCAUCUAAAUAUACACAAGAGGACCCACACAGGUGAAAAGCCAUAUACGUGUGACAUUUGCAAUAGUAAUUUCAAACAGAUAUCUCACCUCAAAACUCAUGUUCGAACUCACACACAAGAUAAACCCUAUCAGUGUGAUCAGUGUGAGGCAUCAUUCACACAAAAUAGUAGUCUGAAAAGGCACAGGCGAUCUCACACUGGGGAGAAACCUUACAAAUGUGCUUUCUGUGAUAUGACCUUUGUAGUAAAGAGCAAUAUGCAAAGACAUUUAUAUACACAUACCGGUGAAAAGCCGUACCAGUGCGACUUGUGUCCAGCCUCCUUUGGACAAGCUAUAGACUUAAAGAGGCACAAAAUUAGCCAUACAGGUAUUAAGCCAUUUAAGUGUGACCGUUGCGAUGCAGCUUUCAGUCGUAAAAAUAAUCUCAAGUGGCAUCAGAUGACCCAUAAUGGAAAUACUCCAUUUAGAUGUGAAGUUUGUCAGGUUGGGUUUUCCUCGCCGGGGGAUCUCAAAGUACACAAAAGAAUACAUGCCCCACCGAAACCGUUUCGCUGCGAGUUGUGUCCAGCGUCUUUCCAGCAGUUCAGUUCCCUCACACGUCAUAAAAUGAUUCACACUGGUGAGAGGCCUUUGCGCAAGAAGCCAGAAAACAAGCCUGGAUCUUUCAAAGAAACUGGUAUUAAACCGUAUGCAUGUGAGAUUUGUAAUGCAACUUUCUGUGAGAAAAGAAAUCUUAAAAGACAUAUCAUAUCAUUACAUGAUAAUGUUCGGAAACUUGGGGGUGGUUCAGUUGCCGAUUCUGAUUUGAAGGAAGACGGAAUACUUGAAAAGUUUAUUAAAGUUCAACAGCCUGCUCAGGUGAAGAAAAAACCCGCAGAGCAAAUUACAUACACCAUAAAUUACCAAAAUCCCGUUGUCAUUACCCAGCCAGAACAGCAGCAGUUACAGCAGCCGGAAGCACAGCAAGAAAUACAGCAGCAGAGCAUCACCCUUCAGCACGUUGUCAUCCAGCAGCCCCUGAACAGCGAGGAAUCUGUAAGCGGAACGCAGACCAUUACUCAAAUGCCACAGCUGAUGCUCGCCCAGGGCCCGGGCCAACCACCCAAGCCGGCAAAACUGGCGAACAACUGCCAGAACCACCAUGCUCAUGUUCUCACCUUCAUCGAGGGGAGCUACAAUCAGUGGCAAACGUGGUGUUUCUGUGACCCCCCUAACAUAGUAGACCAGUCUAGUCAAAUUAUCAGCACCGUCCCUGCGGCCAGUGCCAUAAUUGCCACACCACCAUCCACUGUCGUCCCGCCAGAUUCCUCUUCCUCCUCCCCAGCCACAGUCACCUCUGCUGUUGCAGUGUCCUCGAUUGCCAACUCACAGUGCACCAACGUUGAGCAGCUGGAAGGCCAGAUCAUCCCUGCACAAAUACAGGUUCAGCUCCCUGUCGGUAAUACUCAAGCAGGUGGAGUGAUUAGAGAAGAUGUACUUAGGGGAUGGCUUGGUGGCUGGAAUAAAUGUUAAUAUGUAUAGCUGGUAGAUAUUUAUUGAAUUUUACAAAGUAUAGGAUAUUUUAUUGAUUUAUAUCAGAUGAUUUAUGAUAAAGUUUGUAAGUUACAGAGUGUAAAUGAUUUUUUUUUUUAAAGAAUUUAAGUAAUUUUGGGUCGAACUCUUGUUCACUAUGUUGAAUUAAAUUCAGUCUGAACCAAAAUUGAUGUGCAUAAGCACAUUACAAAUUACACAUUCAGUUUUAAUAGUUAUAAUCAGACUAGUUAUGUUUCCAUGUAAUACACACAAGUAGACUGAUAUAUAGGCAUGAAGGCAGGUAGACAUACAAACAGAAACAGAAAAAUAUUACUUGUGUGUAUGUAUGUGUAUAUGAUGUGCGCAGUGUGUGUUUAUAUGUUUCUUUCUGCAUUGACCGUAGAUUUGGAAAGUAAACAAAAUUAUAAAGUUUAAAACAUGUGCAUUCCAUGUAUAAUGGAUGUUAAGGAGCCACAUUCCCAGCCAGUGAAAAGUUAAUCAUCAUUUCAGCCUAGAUGUCAUGACCCACACUUCUUAAUCUAGUUGACAAUGAUUUAAUUGUAGAAAGCAAAUAUCAGAUAGUCAUAUGAAGGGCAGACUGGAAAUUCUCCAAACUUUAGGUAACUUACGUAGGGAAUCUCGAGAGGAUCAAAUUGUCCAGUGCUUUGCCAGUUUCCGAAAAUUUGAUUCUUGUAUCCGUCAGAAGUAAUAGCUAUGUAUUAUGGACGGGAUACAUGAAACCAUUAACUUCCUUCAGUGUACAAACAACCUCUCCUUGUUUCCUCAGCUGUGUUGAUUAUCUAUCUUUCUGAAGCGUGUAACCUCUUUGAAGAUCUGUAUAACCUUAUCACGUGCAAGAUCUCAUUAUUUUGUUCUAUAUAAAUAGCACAAAAUAUAUUAAUAUAUGUAUUGCUUCCAUGAAUCAGAUACCCCCUACUACUGUUACCUGCACAACUGAUAUAUAUUUUCAUUGGAUAUUUUGUACUCAUUCAUCUAGAUAACUAACUAUUACAAUAUAUAUGAAUUGUAUUUGUGUUAUGGGUGUUGUUUUUGUACUGUGGUUUGCUGCCACUUACAUUUGAUAGUGUUGUGUAGUGAUAAUAUGGUGUCAGGAAGCUUGUAGUGCUUUUUAUAUCACAACUAGUAAGAAGGGGUGUGAUGCAGUAGGUCAGGACUUCACUGUUUUAUGUAGUUGAAAUAAUGUUUGUUUACAGUUUACAGGAUUUAUCAAAUAUCAAAAUGUAGAGAAGAUAUAUAUAUAUAUAUAUAUACAGUAUAUGUAUGUACAUGUGUAUAUAAGAAAUUAGUUUUUUUUCUGCAUUUUCCGUUGAGUUAGUGGAGAUUUGUAUCCAACAUUUAUCCUAGAUUGCAGGGAGAGAUAUGAAUCUCUUAAAAAAAUAUAUAUAUAUAUGUAUAUACAUAUGUCGGCUACGGGCAGGUCUAUCUUUGCUUCAUGAAGUAGCUUGUCAGUGAUGGUUAUCUGUAUGUUCUCUCCAGGUUCAUGCCAUAACCAAACCCAAAAGAGUUGAGUUACUAGUUAAUAACUUUCUAUAUUUAUAUAUUUGUUUUGUUCUUAUUGGCUUAUAGUGCUGUAUGACCUCGAUGUCUAGCACAUGUACUUGUUUUAACCAUUGACCAUUUAUCGGCUUGCAACAUGAGAAUCCACAUAUUCACAUGAAAAGAGUAGUUGUGAGUGUCUCUUCUUAAUGCACAUAACAGAAUUUGUAAAAAGUCAAUUAGACUGAAACAUUGCAGUCAAUUAGAGAUGGUGUAUAAUGGUUUCAGAUAUACAGAAAUGUUAUAAUAUGAACAAAAGGAAGAUUAUUAGAAGUAAUGGAUCAUGAAGGUGGAACUUAAUAGUACAUUUACUUAUCAACACAGGCAAGAAAUUACAGACAGAGUGUAUUCUUGCAAUAUUUCAUGUAGUUGAUGUCAUUCAUAAUCAAAUGCAUAAUCUUUGGCAGAAUAUGUUUGGCAUACUUCUUGAAUGUUAAAAAUGUUAUUGUUGUUAUUUUCUCACUUUUAUUGUAAUGUUUUUCAUCAUGAUCAUUACUGCCAUUCAUAACAAUCAUAAUUUUCAUUCAUUACCAUCAUCAGUGUCAUUCUCAUAAUCUUCAUUGGGAUAUUUAGUUACCUCUCUACCUUCGCCUUUUCACCGUUUUCAGCAUCAUCCACUCAUUGAUCAUUAUAUUAGAAAGAUAAUUUUUAUGUUACAUUGUAAAAUAAAUUGUGUUAAUGCAUCAGGCCAUAUUCAUAUGGACGCUCAGUUUUAAAGUUGAUAAUGUUUUGUAAAGAUUUACAAAUUGUUGUAUCUGGGAAUAAGUUGUAGCCAUGAGAUGUGAAAAAAAUAGUUGUAUGAUUGGCAGUUAUGUUACGAAAAUAGUAAUUAAGGAAAUGUCUUAAUUGGUUAUAUUGGUUGACAAUAUGUUGCUGUUCAUAUUAAUUGACCAAGUUAUGAAAUAAAUUACAUAUGCGGAUCAUAGAUUACAUGGAUGAUGGAUGUAUGAGUAUAAUAAUACUGUAUUUAGAACUUAGUGAUAAUGACUUGGGGAAAAAAAUAUAUAAGCUUAUGUUUUUUACACGGAUAUGUAGGUGCUUUUUUAUGUUAGUUUUAUAAAGGGAACUAAGAUUUAUCACACUGAAGUUGCAUUUGAAGGCAAGUCAUUUUUCAUAUGACAUGUGAGAUUGGACUAGCCAGUCUCCAUGCAUUGCUCAUAACUGCCAGCAUUAUUAUAGAAGAAAUGUUUGAAGGAUAAAGCAUUUAUUACAAUUCUGGAAUUUAUUCGUCAAAAUCCAGUACCUAUAUGGGAUGGUUUAUCAGUCGUAAAAUUCUGACAACAGAAGGAAUCCGCGAAUGCAUUUGACAGAGUUGGAAAGUGAUGUUUAUAAUGUUGUUAGCCAAGACCAAACUGUAUCAAAAACCCCGUAGGAAUCUCCAUGACUCAAAAGGCAUCUUGUAGUCGUAAGGUUACUCAGAUAAUCCUGCCAAGAUUUUUGUAACAAUUUUAUUGUUUAGAAGCAUUACUUGAAUGUGUAGAUGCAGUUGUUGUAACAAUGUUGUACGUGGCCAUUUGCUGUUUACUGUUAGGGAUAUCUGUGGUUAAUUUUAUCGGAAGCUGAGUAGAAUAAGCCUGAAGCAGUGAUUCAUUGCGAAAUGUGUAAGUUUGGAAAAAAAACAGACGUGGUAACACAGAGUUUGUUGUAGAGAAAAGUACAAUUGGUCUUAAAAUGAUUCAGAAAAUAUCCAAAGUUCAUUCCAUUUAUAUAUAGAGACAUAACAGUCAUCAUCAAAAUCAUAAGAACACGUUUUGUUUAUUUCUCUUUCCUCCUGUCAGGCAUUAGAAGCAGUGACAGUGCUCUUGUGGUCACUUUCUUUUCCUUUUGUCUUUUCUUUAAUGUAAUUUACAGCAUUAGACAUACAGUAUGUACCUGCACAUUAUACACACCAUCAUAAUCGUUCAUAACAUGAUCAUUCACUUGCGGAAAUGCACACUUUUAUUCAGUUUCAUUUGCUUCAUAUCAACUCAUUCGCAUUUUCAUCCACACUCGUACUCAUGUACUCAAAGAUUUCACACAUUCUUAUUCAUAUACAACUGUCACUUACAUUUACCUAAUACUCUUGUCAUUAACAGUUGCUCACAGUGUGUUUACAUUCAUUCUCACUCUCACGUUCUUCAUGCCAAGUCCAACAUAUACACAUACACAUACUUACCACCAACACCAGUGCAAACCUACACCAAUGUUUCACACAUACACACAAACGCACACAUGCACAUGCACACACUCUCUCUCUCUCUCUCUUUCUCUCUCUCUCUCUCUCUCUCUCUCUCUCUCCUCU